Molecule: messenger RNA, 2930 nt
Organism: Dendronephthya gigantea
Lineage: Eukaryota; Metazoa; Cnidaria; Anthozoa; Malacalcyonacea; Nephtheidae
Product: transducin beta-like protein 3
Exons: 28
Coding region: 172-2622 (816 amino acids)
Biological process (GO): endonucleolytic cleavage in 5'-ETS of tricistronic rRNA transcript (SSU-rRNA, 5.8S rRNA, LSU-rRNA); endonucleolytic cleavage to generate mature 5'-end of SSU-rRNA from (SSU-rRNA, 5.8S rRNA, LSU-rRNA)
Cellular component (GO): 90S preribosome; small-subunit processome; nucleolus
Molecular function (GO): protein binding; U3 snoRNA binding
Source: RefSeq, a predicted model, not a curated record
GAAAAAUAAAUUACUAAAUAUAAAUGUUUCUAAGUUUUUUUGUUUUUAUUUGAAAAAUAAAGAAGAUUAUCGAGUAGUUUUGUAUGUGUUAUUUAAAACUUAGCGUCUGAGAUUUUAUUCAAAGGAAUGGGAAAGGUUAAAUGACGUUCCUUGUGUUUUUUUGGAUGAAAAAUGAACGAUAAGACAGAAGCAAGCAACGUUGUCAAGCUGAAAUCAAAUUUCAAUGUGCUCUCCAAACAUGAAGCCUUUUACACUGGAGGAAAAAUUCAGUUUUCAGCAACUCAAGAUGUUGUGUUCUGUAGCUGUGGUGAAAAGAUUAAAAUAAUAAAUGUCGAGAGUGGAAAAGUCUCACAGACAAUAUCUGAGGAAAGUGAUGAGAUCUCAUGCUUUGCUGUGAGCCCAGAUGACGAGAUCUUAAUAACCUGCAGUAAGAAUCUGCUUCUCAAGCAAUGGGAUUGGAAAAAUGAGAGAUGUACAAGAUCAUGGAAGGCUGUGAACAAAGGCCCGUUAUCCUGUAUGAAAUUUGAUGCAACUUCCACACUUUUAGCAGCAGGAUCAAGCGAUAGUACUAUCAAGAUAUGGGAUGUGGAAAAACAGUAUUACACUCAUAACUUUAAAGGCUCGCAAGGUGUGAUCAGUGUGAUUUAUUUCCACAAGAUCAAUGAUAAGCUGCAAUUAUUCAGUGCUGCUGAUGAUUGCAAGAUCCGUAUUUGGGAUCUUCAAAAAAGCAGGUGUGUGUCAGUUUUGGAAGGACAUUUCAGUGUGAUAACCUCACUUGCUUUCCCAGAAGAUAAUGUGUUAAUAAGUUCUGGUCGAGAUAAUGUCAUCAAUAUUUGGGAUCUUCCAAACAGAAAACUUUUGAAAACAAUACCAUUAUUUGAGAGCAUUGAGUCUGUAUUAAUGCUGCCAGAAGAUGUUAAUAUUCCUAAUGUACUUGAAAUGGAGAAGUCUUUUUUAACCUGUGGACACAAAGGCAUUAUAAAAAUCUAUGAUUUUAUGACCCACAAAUGUGUCUAUGAAACAACGGUACACGAUGGUCUAAGGAAUGGGGAGAAAGAAGCAAGUACAUACGCUAUUGUUCAUGCAGAACUUUGUCCAAACAUCAAUUGUGUUGCUGUUGUCACUGCGGAUCACAACAUUAUCUUGUUCAGCUUGGAAGCUGGACUCAAGAAGGUGAAACAGUUCGUAGGUUACAAUGAUGAAAUUCUUGACAUGCAAUUCCUUGGUUCAUCAGAAGACAUGGCAGUUGUGGCUACAAACAGCAGUCAAGUUCGUCUUUAUGAUCUGAAAACUAUGGACUGUCAUCUCCUCUCAGCUCAUUCAGAUAUUGUGUUAUGCUUGGAUGCACACACUUCAGGAGAGAUGAUGGUAACUGGCUCAAAGGACAAUACUAUUCGUCUGUGGAAGAAAGAUGAAGAUCGUGGAAUGAAAUGUAUUGCAGUUGGUCAGGGUCAUACCCACGUUGUCAGCUGUGUGUCUUUACCAAGAAUAAAAACGUCGUUUGUUGUCAGUGGGAGUCAAGAUUUGACCAUCAAAGUUUGGUCAACGGAAAUCGUCAGUGAAGAUAAUAACGUUUCAAAUCUGAGUGUCCUGUUGACGGAGAAAGGACAUGAUAAGGAUAUCAAUUCAAUCACAGUUUCACCGAAUGAUAAAUUGAUUGCAUCUGGUUCUCAAGAUAAAACUGUAAAGAUAUGGCGUCGUUCUGAUCUGACCUUGCUUGGUACAUUGCGUGGUCAUAAACGAGGCGUGUGGUGUGUCCAGUUUUCUCCUAUAGAUCAGUGUCUUGCCUCAAGUUCUGGUGACGCAAUGAUCCGACUCUGGGCGUUGUCUGACUUCACGUGUCUCAAAACACUCGAGGGUCAUAGUAACUCUGUUCUACAGAUCGUGUUUGUCUCGCGUGGAAUGCAACUCAUGUCAAGUGAUUCAGAUGGUUUAAUUAAGUUAUGGACAAUCAAAACUAGUGAAUGUUUGAAGACGUUGGACGAACAUAAUGAUAAAAUUUGGUCACUCGCUUUGAGUAACUCUGAAGAAAGAAUGUUAUCUGGUGGAGUUGAUUCAGUGCUCAAUAUCUGGAAGGAUGUGACUGAAGAAGAAGAGGAGACAGCGAGGAUGGCGGUUGAAGAUCAGUUGAUGAAAGAACAAGAGUUGUCUAAUCUUCUACAAAGGAAACACUUCACAAAAGCAAUCAGUCUGGCGCUGACUCUUGAACAACCAUUAAGAACUCUGAAUGUCAUCAAAGAGAUUCUUUUUGAAGAUCAAGGCCAAGAUGAGCUUUCAAGAACGUUGCAAAACCUAAAAGAUUAUCAAAUAGAUGCUUUAUUGAAAUUUUUAUGUGACUGGAACACGAAUGCUAAACACAGUCGCGUUUCACAACUUGUGUUAUCGAUGAUACUAAAACAACAUCCUCCCAACUGGCUGGUGGAGCGGCCUGAGAUGAGGGAAAGAAUCCAGGCACUUCUUCCUUAUACAGAACGACACUUGGAGAGGAUGAACCGACUGCUGCAGCAAUCAAUGUUUCUAGAGUAUACUUGGCAGUCCAUGAAACUCGGAACAGCCACUGACGACAAUGCCAACAAAAUUGGGAAAGAAAGUCAGAUGACGUCCAUUGAAGAAGAUGGAUAGUCUCUGGGAUAAUCAUAUCCUUUUAUCGGGGAUUAUGAUCGGCUUGAAACGCGGGAUUAAACAAAUCCUAAUCGUGUUUAAUGGCGUGUGGACUUAAACCAGAAAUGGACGGAUAAUUUCCUGUUUCAUAAAACGAAAUACUUGGCUUACUUGGCUUGAGCUACAGAACGUUAGAACACAAACACUGGGAAGAGACAAAAUCGUAGAACUAAAUUCUGGCGUCAAAUCAAUGAACUCUCACCUAAUACCUAAAUUUGGAAGAAAUUUAAUAAAUAUUUCAACAGAAUUUCGCAAAAAUUAGCAUUUUU